CUUCUACAACCCCCGCUGUGAGAUGAGACCUCCACCUUGUGUACACCAGGUGGCCAGACGACACUCUUGUGCUCCUGCCAUGACUGCCUGCACCGACCAUCUCCUCAGUCUACAUCCUGGUUUGAUAGAAAGAGCCAAAGUCCGCCAGAUGUCAACUACCAAAGAGCCUCCCCCACUUGUUUACGUCUACCAAACACCUCGUCAGAACAGAAAACCUUCCAGGCAGUUCAGAGAAUACAUCCAGCCAAUCUCCACGUCGAGUGAGGAGACGGAGGAAAUGUACGACGAAUUGUUGUCUUUAGCCAGGAGAAGAAGACAUCAGCAACACCAGCCAAGACACUUCGGCCUCAGCACAUUCGGCCACCUCAAGAUAGACUACUCCUGCAAUUGGUCCAACCUGGACAGAUAUAUCGCUCAUGUGUAGAGAGACCCACACUGGUGUGGUCAUUGUGGACUGAUGGAUUCCAAAGACGUUUGCUACAAGGUUUUCUGCUUUUUCGUCUGAAAUAAGAACUUGCAGAUAUUGAACACAAUUAAUGUGUAACUAUUUUUAAAUUAGCUGUAUUAUAUUUUUGACCAUGUGAUAUAUGUAUUCCCUGUUUUGCUUCUUAACUGUUGUCCCAAUACUGUAUGUUAUUUUCAUGUAAAUAUGGGAUAUAUAUAUAUGUUAUAUAAGUAUAGAGACAUUGUUUGGUUGUCCAUUGUGAAUCCUUUGUUUUUAUACCUUACAGGUAUCAAUCCAUUCAUUUGUAACCAUAAGUGUAUAGCUGUCAUAAACCCUGGCUUCAAUAACUUUCUAUUAAUAGUCUGUUGUGGCUCAUUUGUAUUUACCAUAUUCGUUUAUAUGAUAACAAUAGCAUUUGCAUUUAUAUUUGUAUUUUUUCUAUGUAUGUUUUCUUCAUAACAUUUUUCAU
This is a messenger RNA of Macrosteles quadrilineatus (aster leafhopper), 914 nucleotides long. RefSeq lists its product as uncharacterized. NCBI's taxonomy places the organism in Eukaryota, Metazoa, Arthropoda, Insecta, Hemiptera, Cicadellidae. The record is from RefSeq and is a predicted model, not a curated record. The transcript has 4 exons. Bases 23 to 424 code for a protein of 133 amino acids.